GCAGCUGCAAAUCUUCACAACCGGAAUUCGCCGAUUAAGGCCCUGGAUUGACCGCACGGAAGGUUUAUAGACGUUUCUCAGAUUACUUCAUUGUAAAGAAAAUGAAUCGUUCCUCAAAAGCAACUGGUACUGGUGUUCCAAAAUCAGAUAAUCAACACCCAAGAAAAGGCCACAAAGUACAACUGGCAAAUACUGCAAAGACAAAGACAACAAAACGAGACAUUGCAGCUCAAAUAAUACAGAGAGCUUGGUUAUGUCAUAUGGACAAAAUAAUAUUUCAACUCCUAAAGCACACAGUAUGUGCAGCGGAACAUUCUGUGACACAUGAAAUACUGAAGAAAGUAAGCCCCUUAGAGGCCGAGCUUAUUAAAGAUCCUAGCAUGAAGUGUAAAGUCAGAUUCAGACUUAGUGGUGAAACAUUUCCACCUCUCAUCGUGUUUAAAAUUUUUCUUCAAACUGAAGGCCGUGGUUACAAGUAUUUUAGCGGAAAAAAUUUGUUAAAGCCAUCAAGUGAGGCAGUGGUUGAUGCUUGCAAAAUAAUGGGGAAAAAGAAAUUUUAUCAUCAAAUUAUGGAAGAUGAACGUCUUUUCCAGAAGUUUAAAGUAACUGAUAAAAUUGACAUUGUCACCAUGAAAGAUUACAUGCAAUAUUCCAGUCUUUUGGAUGAGACUCCUGCAUCUUCUGGUGGCAGAAAUAACUACUGGCGAAGAUUAAGCCUUGAAAACAUUCCCAGGACAAUGAUAAUAUAUGACAUAGUUGAUUAUGCAGAGUCUGGAGUAGUCUCAAACCGUCUACAAAAAGAAAUGAAGUAUCUGUUACAGAGACCGAAAACUGAAGAGAUGCGUCAGCACCAGCUACAGAUUGUUUCUAAAAUUAGGUGUCCAUCUUUCUCAAGUAUUCAACCUUUGUAUCGGCCCUCCCAACAGCAAAGUCAAAUGAAACAUUUAGGUCGUCGAUCCAAGCAAGCUCAAAUGAAAGUUGAAAAAAUGAAAAAAGCUUAUAAGAUGGCUAAAGAAAAAGGUGCUUCUGAGUUGACCAAACCACGAACAGACACACCAAGUACAAAGCAACAACAGACAAUCAUCGUCUCCACCCCAUCUUUCGACAUUGUGAAAAUUACUGAACCGGUGUCAGGUGGCGAAAUGGAAGAAGAAGAAAAGGAAUUAUUUGCCUGGUGUGAAGACUUGCAUAUUGAUAAUUCUCUGUCAUGUUAA
Molecule: messenger RNA, 1214 nt
Organism: Cynocephalus volans (Philippine flying lemur)
Lineage: Eukaryota; Metazoa; Chordata; Mammalia; Dermoptera; Cynocephalidae
Gene: CXHXorf58
Product: chromosome X CXorf58 homolog
Exons: 9
Coding region: 102-1214 (370 amino acids)
Source: RefSeq, a predicted model, not a curated record